UCCGGCCUGGGGGAAAGGGAUGAAUGUUAAAUUCAAAGAUGGCGGCGGAGGGAGGAGGGAAGGAGAUGAACGAAAUUAAAACUCAGUUCACCACUCGGGAAGGCGUCUACAAACUCCUCACUCACUCCGAAUACAGCCGUCCUAACCGGGUGCCUUUCAACUCACAAGGCUCCAACCCCGUCAAGGUCUCCUUCGUGAACGUCAACGAUCAGUCGGGCAACGGCGACAGGAUCUGUUUCAAUGUGGGCCGUGAGCUCUACUUCUACAUCUACAAAGGCGUUCGAAAGGCCGCUGACCUGAGCAAGCCUAUAGACAAGCGCAUCUACAAAGGAACACAGCCCACCUGUCAUGACUUCAACCACCUCACAGCAACGGCAGAGAGCGUGUCCCUGCUGGUGGGUUUCUCAGCGGGGCAGGUACAGCUCAUUGACCCAAUCAAGAAGGAGACGAGCAAGCUCUUCAAUGAGGAGAGACUGAUAGACAAGUCCAGGGUAACAUGCGUGAAAUGGGUGCCAGGCUCCGAGAGCCUGUUUCUGGUAUCUCAUGCCAGUGGGAAUAUGUACCUGUACAACGUGGAGCAUACCUGUGGCACCACAGCACCACACUACCAGCUGCUCAAACAGGGAGAGAACUAUUCUGUGCACACUUGUAAGAGUAAAUCCACGCGGAACCCUCUCCUCAAAUGGACAGUAGGUGAGGGUGCUCUGAACGAGUUUGCCUUCUCUCCAGAUGGGAAAUUCUUAGCCUGCGUUAGCCAAGAUGGCUUCCUACGGGUCUUCAACUUUGAUGCUGUUGAGCUUCAUGGCACCAUGAAGAGCUACUUUGGUGGCUUGUUGUGUGUUUGCUGGAGCCCUGAUGGGAAGUACAUAGUUGCUGGUGGAGAGGACGAUCUUGUGACUGUUUGGUCAUUCUUGGACUGUAGAGUCAUUGCCCGAGGUCAUGGGCACAAGUCUUGGGUGAGUGUAGUGGCAUUUGAUCAUUACACCACCAGCAUGGAAGAGAGUGACCCAAUGGAGUUCAGUGGCAGCGAUGAGGACUUCCAGGAUCAGAUGCUCCAUUUUGGAAGAGACCGGGCCAACAGUACUCAAUCGCGACUUUCCAAGCGCAACUCCACGGACAGCCGGCCUGUUAGUGUGACUUACCGGUUUGGCUCAGUGGGUCAGGACACUCAGCUGUGCUUAUGGGACCUCACUGAGGAUAUCCUUUUCCCUCAUCUUCCACUCUCACGGACACGGACACAUACGAACGUGAUGAACGCUACCAGCCCCCCUGCGGGUGCUACAAUAAUCACUAACACCUCUAGUAAUGCUACUAACGGAAAUAACAGUGGUGCCAAUACUCCUGGCAUUAACUCUCUCUCCACUUCAUUACCACGCUCCAACAGCCUACCCCAUUCUGCUGCCACCACAGCGACGGCAAACAAUACCAACAAGGCCAGCAGCGGUGGAGGAAUCGGCAGUGGAAUUAUGGACAGUGCCAUCGCCACAGGUGUGAGUAAGUUUGCCACACUGUCACUCCACGACAGAAAAGAGCGCCACCACGAGAAGGACCACAAACGGAACCACAGCAUGGGCCACAUCAGCAGUAAGAGCAGCGACAAGCUCAACCUGCUGACAAAAACCAAAACAGACCCUGCAAAGACUCUGGGUACUCUGCUGUGCCCGCGCAUGGAGGACGUGCCCCUACUCGAGCCCCUCAUCUGUAAAAAGAUAGCACACGAGAGACUGACUGUACUCAUAUUUUUAGAGGACUGUUUAGUGACUGCUUGUCAGGAGGGAUUUAUUUGCACAUGGGCAAGGCCAGGCAAAGUGGGUUUAUUGUCAUCCCAAAACCAAGCCAGCUCUCCCAGUGGAACAGUAGUAUAGCCUCAAUAUUUCUGCUGCUAAAGAACCCUGCAACCCAGAGUCUGAUGCUGCUCUUCACCCUGCAAGCAUUGCAAGUUUUUCCCUUUUUUUCUUUCACACCCUUCCCUUCCUCCUUUCCUUUCCCCCCUUUUUCGGUUGUCUUUCGUUACUCGCUCACUUGACUCAGAAGAAUGAAGUAAGGAAAAAAAGUGGUGCGUUUGUGGACUGUUGGUGCGCUCUGUACUGUUGUUCUAUGGAGUUUUAACACAUUUUAGAUUUUUUUUUUUUUUAACAAUUCUGUCAUGUCAGAUCUCAUCAGACUGUUUUCCCAUUUGGAAUUAGGGCUUGGCUUUGUUAGAUGCAAACCAGACAAUUGUGGCUUGAAAUAAAAGGGAUAGUUCAUUUAAUAUUCAUUAUCUCUUUCUCUCCCAUGUUAGGCUUGUGAUGUGGACCAUUUGUGGCUCAGAGUUAUGGUGUGUUUCAACCAGCUCGGCUCGACUCGGCGCGGUUAAGUUGUGUUUCCACUGGCAUAGUACCUGGUACAGGUACUUUUUUGCCUGUGACGUCGCCAGACUGCCGGCCACUGAUUGGUCAGAGUGCCGUCACAGGAAGAGACAUCCGACACAAGAAUCGUGCCGAACUUUAGGUCAGUUAAAAAGACUUAACAAUCCUAAAAAUGUGGCUUAAUCUCACAACAAUUACCAGGGAAAUGUUUUAAAAUCUCAAUAUUUAACAUAGGAGUGUGGUGUAUUUAGCGACCACACUGCUGAUCACAACCGGCGAGCUGUCACUGCCGCAGCAUUUCAGUCCAGUGAAUGUUUGGAUGGAGUCUGUGCUCCGCUCGUGGAGGAAAUACUGAACAAAUAGUUUUAAUUAACUGAUUCUAAUGAUUGAGUUACACUGAAAACAACUGCUUUACAAGUCACUUUGUGUGUCGCGUUUGAAACAAAGUCACGGCAGUUUCAUGCAGUGAUGACUCCGCCCACGAUGAGUAGGUAUUAUUUUGUAGUGGAAAACCAACCUAGACCGUGCUGUGCCGAUGCGAGCUGGGACCAUAGGUGGAAAAGGGGCUUAACUGACUAAAAUGUGGAUUUUGAGUGAACUAUCUUUUUUGCGACCAAGCGCAUGAGCAUCUGAGAAUGUUUGCAUCCAUCCACUUUCACCCUCCGAUCUGUCGUCUCUUGAGUAGAAUCUCCCCGUCGAUGACUUUGCACUGAUUUAGUUAUUAGUUAUGUUGUUGUUUGUUUUUGUUUUUUUUUAUAACUAAUGGAACAAAACAUAGGAUUGAGGACUGCCUUGUUGCACUGGGCUUUAACAUCCUCAGUUUUGAAAUCUCAAUCUAUUAAGCUUGAUGCUGCAAUCAUAGUCUUUUUAAGGAGGAAAAAAAAAUCGUUUGCACUUAAAUUAGUUUAUUAGAAGAAAAUGGCUUUACAUUUUUGGGUGUGCUCAGAACUCACAGAUGGCUAAUACAGUAGGUGAAGAAAGUGAUUUAAAAAAAAAAUUAAAACCUUUAUCUAUUGAGCAUUUAUUUUAAUAUUUCAGAUUCAAAUCUGCUCUGUAUCAUAUUGUGUAUAUUGUAAUUAAUUGAUCUGAUGGGGGCCUACGCAAACUACCAUUAUUCCAGUGGAAGUUUUGUCACUGGUAGUUAUAUUUCUAAAGCCUAAAAUAUACAUAUAAAUAAUAUUAAAAUAAUCUUGAAUA
Molecule: messenger RNA, 3545 nt
Organism: Solea senegalensis (Senegalese sole)
Lineage: Eukaryota; Metazoa; Chordata; Actinopteri; Pleuronectiformes; Soleidae
Gene: wdr20a
Product: WD repeat domain 20a
Exons: 4
Coding region: 24-1865 (613 amino acids)
Molecular function (GO): protein binding
Source: RefSeq, a predicted model, not a curated record